CCGUUCGAAAACAUCGUUCAUUGCCAUCGUCGUGACAGUUUAAUUUCGUGCCAAAAGGUUCCUUCCCACUAAACAUCCAAAAACAUUCCAAAACUCGGAUCAAAUCGUUACAUUUUUCUUGGUGUACUUGUGGAGUAAAAGCAAAUAAAUGACUGCAGAAGCAACGAAAAAAAACGAUGUUCAUUCGACAUUUGCAGGUGAACAAGACGUAAUAGCCAUUGAGGCGAGAAGUGUUUGGCCACGAUUUACCGAAUUCGAAUUCGAUUUACACUCACAUGGUCAUGAUGUUACGAAUUGGACGUCGUUUCUCUUCCCUCUGACCGCGGCAUAGUGUAAAGAGCAGAUUUCCGUGUUUUUCUGACCGAGAAUCAUCAUUACUUGUACCGUCCCGUCCAUUGCCAUUGGCUUCCUUGUUGGCGUUCUCGCUCUCACGGCUUUUUCUUCAUAUUGGAAAUGCUUACCAAGAUGUAUGUGAAUGUGUGCGUUUUUUCUUCAAUUUCACAGCUUCACAUUUAAACUCACGAUUUGCACGAAAGAGCACUCCACCUUGUUGUUCAUGUAUGGUUUUGUGGGGGGAAAGCAUUUCUAGUGAGGUGAAUGGAGUUGGAAUAUCGUUUGCGGUGAGUUUAGCCACUGAUUCGAAUUGCUUCGGGUGCCUCUUCGUGGGUGUAAGCGCGCUGCUGGGAGCAUCACUACAUUGUCGGUCGCUCACUCGCCUGGUCGCAUCGUCGCACCGUCGGCCUGUGGGUGGUUGACCGCCCCAACACCCACGGUGUGAAAAGUGUCACUUUGUACAACAGAAAGGCGCGAGCGCGCGUCCAAAGAAACGCAUCGAUCACUAAAGUUAACUGUUGGUUUGUGUCCCUCGUGUGUAGCUUACGGUUUUGGGGAACAGUUGGAAUCGUUGGAAGGUGCAAGAGUGGGGAAAAUAAAUUAUGUUUUCGAACCUUCGCGCCAUGGAACGACCGCUUGGACGUCGGCUUGUCCACACGACCGUAACCGAUGCGUGAAAAUCGCCCUGCAUCGUCCGUUUUGCGUCCGCGCGUCAUGGACACCGAUUGUCUCAGCACUGAAUCUGGCGGCUGUGAAUGCUACGUAGACGUCCCCGAAGCCGACUCGAUAGGAUGCGUGGAAGUGCUGGCCACCGUGUGCUCGAUCGUGCUGAUGGUUCUGACCCUGCCGAUCUCGCUGUUUCUCUGUUUCAAGGUGGUGCAGGAGUACGAACGUGCCGUCAUCUUUCGACUCGGUCGAUUACGUUCCGGCGGGGCCCGCGGUCCGGGCGUGUUCUUCGUGCUGCCCUGUAUCGACAACUACUGCAAGGUUGAUCUACGUACCGUGUCGUUCGAUGUACCACCGCAAGAGGUACUGACGCGCGACUCCGUAACAGUGUCCGUCGAUGCGGUCGUGUACUAUCGCAUACGGGAUCCACUUAAUGCCGUGGUACAGGUAGCCAACUACAGCCAUUCGACACGGUUACUGGCAGCGACGACGCUUCGCAACGUGCUCGGUACGAGGAAUCUAUCCGAGCUGCUGACCGAGAGGGAAGCCAUCUCGCACUCGAUGCAGGUCACGCUGGAUGAGGCUACCGAUCCCUGGGGCGUACAGGUAGAACGCGUUGAAAUUAAGGACGUUUCGCUGCCAGAUUCACUGCAACGUUCGAUGGCAGCAGAAGCGGAAGCGGCACGUGAAGCCCGUGCUAAAGUGAUCGCUGCCGAAGGUGAAAUGAAAUCGUCCCGCGCACUGAAGGAAGCAUCCGACAUUAUGUGCGAAAGUCCGGCCGCCCUACAGCUGCGCUACCUGCAAACGCUCAGCAGCAUUGCGGGCGAGAAGAACUCAACGAUCGUGUUUCCGCUUCCGAUCGAACUGAUCGGACCGCUCAUGAACUUUACAUCCUCGCUGGGUGUGCAGCGUACUACGGCCCCGAUGGCAGCACCGGCGGGACCGUCCACGACGACCAGCACGUCGUCACCGUUGGACGGCCAUCCAAGCCAUCAACCGCCACUCGAGUAGCAGCAACUUCCGCGCAUACACUUACAACGACGCCACCAUCAUCAGCAUCGGCGGCAUCAUCACCAGCAGCGGCCAGCGCACCGACACCGGGAACCGGGUCCAACCGGUGACCGCAAAAUCAUCGGACCCAGCGUCAUUGGAUCCAUUUCCUCUUACUCCGUAUCCUCGGCGGAAGAUUCGGCCCUCUGCUCUCCCACCAACCGUUUGGCACGAUUUAUUCUAGAUCUAUAGAGGGAGAUCUUGCGCAGUAAUAGUCCAUUUCGAACCAGACAAACGAAUGGAACGGUUGACAGGGAGUAGCAGCAGGGAAAGCACUAGCAGCAUACAUAGCAUAACAGCGAAACCAUACAUACUAUGCUCCAUCCACGGUCGAACGAGCCAAACAAUCAAACGAUAUUGUAGUUGUUGAUGUUUAACAGUGUUAUCAUUUGUCAUUAUUCUCUUUUGAAUGUGUUUUAACGUAACGAACAUGAUUGUAAAUAAAACCGUAUUCGUACUAAACAAA
Anopheles funestus (African malaria mosquito) is the source of this 2515-nucleotide messenger RNA. Its product is annotated as band 7 protein AGAP004871-like. The record is from RefSeq and is a predicted model, not a curated record. Bases 1003 to 2010 code for a protein of 335 amino acids. Gene Ontology annotation, cellular component: plasma membrane. The transcript is spliced from 3 exons. Lineage: Eukaryota; Metazoa; Arthropoda; Insecta; Diptera; Culicidae.